AUGAUCAGAAAAUACGAUAAAACGAAGAUAAUAACUUCAACGGACGAUGGUAAAGGAAUCAAUAGUCAUGUACAACAUGUACAUUGGAGUGAGAUGGAUAAAGUGAUUGAGAAGCAUUGGAAUAGGAACGAUGAAAUAAUCAAGAAACAUAAUGAGGAAAGGAUUACAUCGAACAAUGGUAAAGAAAUAGAUCAAAUUCGUCAUCUUCAUCAAGUCCAUGGAAGAAAGUUUCAAAGUGUGAUAUCUUCUUUGUUUGAGGUCCGAUUGAGGCGAUUCUUGCGGUCACGGAAGGGGGACGGAAAGCUCUACACAUAUACACCUAUAAAUCAAGGUUUUUGUGAGCUUGUGUUAAGGAUUUUGAUGGUGAUUCUUGGAGCUAGGACCAUUCGGUUUGAUGAACAAUCAAGUGUGUUUUUCAGGUACCUAGAUUCUAGACGUGGCUAGAAGUUCGUCUUUAACCGGAAGUUCCUUUGGCUAUGUACAGCCCCGACUUCCGUAGAUGCUGCAGUAGUAUGGUGUCUGACCAGUGUCGUGGCCUAUUACAGCAGUGAAAUUUUAUAUGGUUUAUAGUUGAUGUCUGUUGUGUAUAUGAGGUCUGGCUACAAUAGUUAUCACGGAGGUAAAUUCCCGUGAUGUAAUUUUGACAUAGUGGUUUAUGCCGGGCUAAUACGUUCAUGAUACGGAAACGAUAAGUCCGAGCACGUUGUAUGGUUUUACCACUGUAUAUAAAUGUAUCUUUAUUUAAA
This is a messenger RNA of Mercurialis annua (annual mercury), 746 nucleotides long. RefSeq lists its product as uncharacterized. Bases 1 to 444 code for a protein of 147 amino acids. The record is from RefSeq and is a predicted model, not a curated record. The transcript has 4 exons. Lineage: Eukaryota; Viridiplantae; Streptophyta; Magnoliopsida; Malpighiales; Euphorbiaceae.